AGGCUGCCGCCAGCAGCGAGCCUCCUCUUUCUUUCUUUCUUUCUUUCCUGGCGCGUCCCGCCUGCCUGGGUGCGGGAUGGAACUGGAGACGGAGGCGCUGCUGCAGGAGGCCCGGGAGAGCAUCGAGGCGGCGCGGCUCUACCGCCGGGAGCUCCAGCAGCGCCUCAAGGGGCUCCACCUGGCCCGCCAGCAGAUCAAGGACAGUGCUGCAUUGACCAGGGAUGUACUAGAACAGCAUUUUAAUGACUUAAAAGGGACCCUAAGGAAACUCCUGGAUGAACGACUGCUGUCUUUGCUCCAGGAAGUGGAUGCCAUAGAAGAGGAAAGCAUCAAACCAUUGGAUGAGUGUCAGAAGCUAAUAGAACAUGGAGUUGGUACGGCUGAUGAGCUCCUCCGAGACGGAGAAAGUGCUAUCCAUGGUGUCACAGGGGAGAACAACAACAAGCUUUGCAACUUCACAAAAAAGGCAUUGCAUAUCCAGCUAGAUAGUUUGCCAGAAGUGCCAUCGUUGGUUGAUGUGCCUUGUUUAUCUGCCCAGCUGGAUGACUCUCUCCUUACAGUAGUUAGAAGUCAAAUCGUCAACCAUGGUACAGUUGCAUCUCGACCUCCAGUACAGAUUGAAGAACUAAUUGAGAAGCCUGGGGGGAUCGUAGUGCGGUGGUGCAAGGUUGAUGAAGACUUCAUCCCACAACACUACAGGCUUCAGUAUCGCAAGAGUACCGCUGGUCACUUUGAAGAUGUGUACGUUGGUUCGGACACAGAAUUCAUAGUACUACACAUUGAUCCCAAUAUUGAUUACCAGUUCAGGGUAUGUGCGCGAGGAGAUGGCCGUCAGGAAUGGAGUCCGUGGAGUGUUUCUCAAAUUGGCCGUUCUACAUUAGUGCCUCAUGAGUGGGCAGCUGGCUUUGAAGGGUAUAGCCUGAGCAGCCGAAGAAACAUCGCUCUCCGAAAUGACUCACAAGCUGGUGGAGUGUUGUACUCCAAGGCUCCAACCUAUUACUGUGGUCAGACAUUGACAUUCCGAAUUGAAACUGUUGGCCAGACAGACAAAAAGGACAGCAUAGGCAUUUGUGUGGAGCAGCGAAAUGGCUGGGAUUCAUUGCAACAAGAUAAAGCAGUGUGUGUUAGCACAAAUGGGGCUGUCUUUGUAAAUGGAAAAGAGAUGACAAACCAGUUGCCUGCAUUUACUUCGGGCUCUGCUGUGACAUUUGACAUGGAAGCUGUGACUAUAGGUCCUUCAAACAAUAAUGAGGGAGGGAACUUCAAACUCAGAGUGACAAUUAGUUCCAACAACAGGGAAGUGGUCUUUGACUGGGUACUUGACCAAUGUUGUGGCUCUUUUUAUUUUGGAUGUUCGUUCUCCUGUCCAGGCUGGAAGGUGUUGGUGUUCUAACUUCUGGCCUCAGAAAAAAAGUGAUGAUUUUAGAGGGUUCCUCUUCCAGUGGCUGGACUCUGCGAUGCAAUGCUUUACUAGUGUAGGCACUUAACACAUUGUGUGUGCUUAAUACACCGGUGUAAGUCUGAGCAAGGGUGAGCUCCUUAAUGCAGCCGCAUCAACAUUACUUGAACUCUGUCCUCUUUACUGGAUUCCUUUCAAAUACUGGUGAAACAUUUUGAGUUACCUGGAAAAUUAUGUAGUCUUUCCUGAUUGCUGUCAUGUCAUAUGUUUUAAGAGUGAGACUUUUUUAGAAGGAAAAUGUUAGAAUUGAUAGUACUAUUGUGCUCCUGUCUAUGAAAGGGUAUACUUACAGAUUGGCUCUAAUUUUGCAUAAUGGUAUUAUUUUGGCUCAGGGUUAAUGGACCAAAGUUACAUGCAUGGUAUCGUAAUCACUAGAGUAAGGUACUGAUAGAGUAAAAAGUAGCUGAGCCUGUUGUCACUAAUGCUUCCAUCGCUGUCCACUUGGCAUUGAUGCCAAAUAUUUUCUUCCCAUAGUAAUAUUAAUGCUCUUUGCAGCUGCAGUCCAGAUGCAUUUGUUUUCAUAUGCAGCACCUGUGUGCCUUAGUUUCAGGCUUUUGUUGAACAGUAAUUCCAUAUUGAAGAUAAAAUUUAAAUUAUGAUUCUACUUUAGAAUUAACUGCUACAGAAUUAUUGGCACUUAGGUCAAGUUAUAUUGAUGGUGUGUAUUUGGCUUCAAAAAAACCAUUGCACCGAGUGCCACAGGUAGUGCCUUGACCAUGAUGAUAUUACACAUUCCUGCAUGUCUGUUUAGGAACCUGGCAGGAACUGGCACUCAAAAUGGUUCUGAAACCAGAAUGUUUGUGUUCUUCCUUGGACAUGCAAGUUUUACAAUAACUUAACUUACAAUAACUUAAUGGGCAAGAAUCCUCUGGCAUAAGAAGACUCCUGCAGUAAAGGAGGUACUGUUGUAAAAAAAAGAGGACAUAUGAACCACUCACUGGAUUUUUUUAUUUUUCUAUGUAGUAAACAGGGUUAACAGAUGUGCAGAUAAUAAUAUUGAACCAUGGUGAUGCCUGCAUAGAGUUAUGUGUACCUUAUGCAGUCAAGGCUUGGCGUAUGUGCCACAUGGUUCGUGUAACUAUGCAAGAUAAACAACUCCUUUUAGAAGUUCUUAAAGAGAACGGAUAUGUCUGGUUAAAACAGCAUGUUCUGCAUAAGUGCCCCUUUACAGCAAUAAGUGUGCAUAUGCUUUCUACUUUUGAUGGCAGCUGUACUAUACCAUUGAAUAUAAUCUGCUGUAGACCCAGACUGUAAUUUUGAAUAUAAGCAAGUUGAAAAGUGAUUGGUUAAAGCCGAAGAAAACCCCAUGCUAUGCAGUUGUAAGGCUGCACUGAGGUUGCUGUCACAAAAGCUUCAGUGGUAGUCAAGUUUUGGGAAGCAAGGGGGAUGGCAGUAUCCCAUUCCUCGAGAUGGCAUCAUUUUCUCCCUGUCCUGAACCCAAAUUCAGUAUUGGCAACAGUCUUGCUUCAGGCAAGCAUAGCUGGGAUCCCUGGAGAUCCUUUUGUCAUGCAAUGCAUCAGUAGAGCAAAGCAGAAUAUAGUGUUAGUGUAUUGAGGGCAUGUUUUUUUUUUCCUCAGAAAGCUAUUCGUUCCUUUCCCUUCAAAUACUGGUGUCCUCAUGUCCCCUUUUUCCAUUUGUUAUAUCAAAUCCAUAUUUCUCCCAUCUAUUAAGCUGAAACAGAAUAUUUCCCUUCAUCCACAGCCACCCACUAGCCUUAUUUUCAUGUUAAAACAGGGUGAGGGAUGCGGCAUUGCCUCCAUAAAAAUGACACAAGGAAGCCGCUCUGCCUAUGGGUCUACUGUGUCUCAGUGUUGAUCUGUGCUACUAUAUACUUGAAACAGAGUGAACAAAACCAGUGUUUAAAAUGUGGUAUUACACAGAAGGUGUUGGGAUGGGCCCUGUUUAUAUUUUGGGGGAGAGGGAAUCACCUUGCCCUACAGCAGAAGAUGGAUGGCCCUCCCUCCCAUUUGUUGUAUGUGGCUCUCCCUUGGCAUUCAAGAGACAGGCAUAAGCAAUUCAGUUAUGUGCAUGCAAAAUUCAAUCCAUGCCUUCUACCUAUUACAGGUGAAAAAAGCCCAAAUUGUACUUUCAGUUGUCUCCGGUGUGUCAAGUAUUGUUUGUAGGGCUGCAUGAAAAUGAAGGUUUCCCUCCGACAACAGUUAAAUCAGAGCCUUUGCUUCAGGGAGUGCUUCUCUGCCUCCUCUCACACGAGGAAGGAAUACAAAGACUGAAUUAGAAAUCCUUUCUUCCUCAUUGGCCUGCAGCAAACUCUUGGCCAGUUCUCAUGCUCCCAUUAGCUUGAAUGCUUUUCUAGAGUGUGUUCCUCUCCUCACCCCACCUUACGACUGAAAAGAAGCAGCUUGUUUCUCAUCCAUCUUAGAGAGAGAGGAAGCUUGCUUAGGCAAGAUGCGCAAAGGAUCAUAUUCAGGAGAGAUCUUAACUUGCAAUUGAUAUAAGGACCAAAAGGUUUAUGUUCAGAGGAGCCCAUCUUGAAAUGUGCUGUCAUGAAAUGCCUCACUGUUAAGCAGAUUUGGUGAAUUCUGCUUUACUUUCACACUUAAUAAAUCUAUAGAAGUGUCUGUUCCUUUUUCAGACUUUACCCAUACAGUGUUAUUAAGGCAACCCUAUUAGAAAGUUUGAGAUGGAAGUAUGUAUGUAUUUACCUCAAGAUACUUUGUAUUAUGACUUUAAUAAAGUUUAUUAGUCUUUUGACUAGUA
Molecule: messenger RNA, 4177 nt
Organism: Anolis sagrei ordinatus
Lineage: Eukaryota; Metazoa; Chordata; Lepidosauria; Squamata; Anolidae
Gene: CRLF3
Product: cytokine receptor like factor 3
Molecular function (GO): protein binding
Source: RefSeq, a predicted model, not a curated record